AAACGUUUGUUUAUGUAUAAUAAUAUAUAUAGAUAUUUAUCAUUGAUUAGUAGGAGGCGAACUUUAUGUUAAAUAAGAGAACAACAGAAGUAUACGCUUUAGGUCAACAUAUAUCUAUGUCUGCUCACAAAGCGCGAAGGGUAAUUGAUCAAAUUCGUGGGCGUUCCUACGAAGAAACACUUAUGAUAUUAGAACUCAUGCCUUAUCGAGCAUGUUAUCCAAUUUUUAAAUUAGUUUAUUCUGCAGCAGCAAAUGCUAGUUUCAAUAUGGGUUCGAAUGAAGUAAAUUUAGUCAUUAGUAAAGCUGAAGUCAAUGAAGGUACUAUUGUGAAGAGAUUAAAACCUCGCGCUCGAGGGCGUAGUUUUGCGAUACAAAAACCUACCUGCCAUAUAACUAUUGUAAUGAAAGAUAUAUCCUUAGAUGAAUAUAUAGAUACCGACUCUAUUACAUGGUCACAAAAACCUAAAUCGAAAAAAAGCAUACAACUAUGUCGUAUUAUGAUAUGUAUAGUAAUGGGGGAACAUGGGACAAAAAAUAAAUCCAAUUGGUUUCAGACUUGGUACAACCCAAGGUCAUCAUUCCCUUUGGUUCGCACAACCAAAAAAUUAUUCUGAGGGUCUGCAAGAAGAUAAAAAAAUAAGAACUUAUAUCCAGAAUUAUGUACAAAAAAAUAUGAAAACAUCUUCUGGCGUCGAGGGAAUUGCACGUAUAGAGAUUCAAAAAAGAAUCGACCUGAUCCAAAUCAUAAUCUAUAUGGGAUUUCCAAAAAUCUUAAUUGAAAGUCGACCCCGAGGAAUCGAAGAAUUACAGAUGAAUUUACAAAAAGAAUUUCAUUCUGUAAAUAGAAAACUUAACAUUGCUAUCACACGAAUUGAAAAGCCUUACGGAAACCCUAAUAUUCUUGCAGAAUUUAUAGCGGGCCAAUUAAAAAAUAGAGUUUCUUUUCGCAAAGCAAUGAAAAAGGCUAUAGAAUUAACUGAACAAGCAGAUACAAAAGGAAUUCAAGUGCAAAUUGCAGGACGUAUCGACGGAAAAGAAAUUGCGCGUGUUGAAUGGAUCAGAGAGGGGAGGGUUCCACUACAAACCAUUCGAGCUAAAAUUGAUUAUUGUUGCUAUACAGUUCGAACGAUCUAUGGGGUAUUAGGCAUCAAAAUUUGGAUAUUUAUAGACGGGGAAUAAUAAACCUUUAUUCCUUUUGCAUUCUAUCCAGCGAUGGAACAAAAAAUGAGAAAUUCGUUUCUUCUUUUUAUUUUGUGUUCAAUAAAAAAAAAUGAACAAUUAUAAUUCUAUAGGGUUGAAUAAAAAUUCAAUUAAUCUUUUGAUAAAAUUGCUAUGCUUAGUGUGUGACUCGUUGGUUUUUUGAGGGUUAGUAUAAAAAACCAGCCCCACGGUAUAAACAAAUAACUAUAGAAGUAAUAACCAACUCAUCACUUCGUAUUAUCUGGAUCCAAAGAAUCAGUCAAGAUAUGAUAUAUUGUUCAUAUUGUUGUAGCAACUGAAAUCUUUUUUUAUUAUUUAUUAAAAAAUAUGCUUCUAAGUUGUCAAUCGAAAUAAAAAAGAAA
Lactuca sativa (garden lettuce) is the source of this 1562-nucleotide messenger RNA. Its product is annotated as small ribosomal subunit protein uS3c. Gene Ontology annotation, biological process: translation. The record is from RefSeq and is a predicted model, not a curated record. Gene Ontology annotation, molecular function: RNA binding; structural constituent of ribosome. NCBI's taxonomy places the organism in Eukaryota, Viridiplantae, Streptophyta, Magnoliopsida, Asterales, Asteraceae. Gene Ontology annotation, cellular component: cytosolic small ribosomal subunit.